Verticillium alfalfae VaMs.102 is the source of this 1038-nucleotide messenger RNA. RefSeq lists its product as hypothetical. The coding region runs from base 1 to 1038 and encodes 345 amino acids. The record is from RefSeq and is a predicted model, not a curated record. NCBI's taxonomy places the organism in Eukaryota, Fungi, Ascomycota, Sordariomycetes, Glomerellales, Plectosphaerellaceae. The transcript has 4 exons.
AUGUCCUUUCCAGUGACCAACGGUGUCACAACUUUCAUAUCACCGCCGGACGGCUAUGAAGUGAACUUUGAUAAGCCUCAGCAGCAGAACGUGGUUGACCACUUUUUUAUUUUCGGCGUACUCGGAUCCACGGCGCUCGUUUGCUUGAUGCAGAGGCUGUACACGAAGCAGGCUCUGGCGGGCGGCUUACAAGUUGACGAUGGGUCCAUUUCACUUGGUGGUUUGGGGCAUCAUGCUUGGGAAAUGCCAAUCGAUGUGUUCGAAAAACACAUGCUGAGUUCUUACAUUGCCGCCCCGAUCUUCAUCACCUGUAAUGGCCUCAGAAAAACCUCACUCCUGACACUAUACCUUCGAAUAUCGCCGCAGAGGUGGUUCAAUAUCAUCAUCUGGUUUGCCAUCGCCAUGGUUGCCAGCUACACUGUCACCAUUGCGGGGUUGCUACUUUUCGGAUGCAAGCCGAUCCGGUCUGCGUGGGACCCUUACGCUACGGGGAAAUGUGUCGACUUUCCCGUGGUAUACAUUGCUAUCGCUGUAGCCAACAUUGUGUCCGACGUUGUUCUUUUCGUGAUACCAAUUCCGACCAUCAUCAAAUUGAAGAUGCCACUGGCUCAAAAGAUCGGGGCGGGCAUCAUGUUCGGCGUUGGUUCGGUUUUCGUGGAGGUCAAUCUCUUUGUUAUGUGCGGUUCGAUGCCCACAUUCCGGAAGUUCUUGAAACGCUUUGCCCCCAAGCUCAUGGGCUCCUCGUAUGGCACUUCUCGUCCCUCGCGAUCAGCCAAAUACGCCGACGGCUCGCAGGUCAAGCCACACUGGCAGCAACGAACAGGUUAUGCGCAGUUUGACUCGGUCGAGAUGGGAGGCUUAAGAGCCGAUGGCGGUGAGCAGCAGGUCGGAGCAGGCAGCACCGUGGUGUCUGUGAGCGUCGCUGCGAAGGACCUGAAUGAUAGGGGUGAAAUGCGUGACGACACCAGCGAAGAGGGGAUUCUGGAUAACAAAACGAUUGCCUAUUCGAGGUCAUUCCAAGUCCAGUACGGUCGAUAA